Ilex paraguariensis (yerba mate) is the source of this 2568-nucleotide messenger RNA. The record is from the annotation of a GenBank genome assembly. NCBI's taxonomy places the organism in Eukaryota, Viridiplantae, Streptophyta, Magnoliopsida, Aquifoliales, Aquifoliaceae.
ACGCAAUUGCAGGCUUGCAGCACAACAAAACAACAUCACAAUACGUUUUCCCUCUCUCUGCCUCUAUGUCUCUCUCUCUCUACCCUAUUGGUGUGAUUAAAGUCUGAGUCAUUGAGCACAGAAGAACUUUUUCUGCAGUCGUGGGUCUGUUUUCCUCUCUUUAGGAAAUUGAUAAAGGGUUUUCUUUUUUCACAUGGGUCAUCUGAUUUUUGCUGGUUUAGGAUAUAUAGAUGGAGGAUGAUGAUGAAGAAGAAACCUGUGAUCCCUCUCUCUCUCUCUCUCUGUAGAUAUAUGUGGAUAUGUAUAUAAGCGAUUUCAUAUAUGAAUAUAUAAUUAGAGGUAGUUGAUUAUGAUGAUGAAGGACAAGAGAGACAUAAGGCCUGUGUUAUUGAAAUUUGGGGUGGCUUUAGCUCUCUCCCUUGGUGGGAUUCUGUAUUCAAUCCUCAGAACAAAACGGAUUAAACCCUCUCAAUCCCCACCCUCACCGCCCUCUUCAGAUUGCGGUAAUCAAAUUAAUUCUGGAGGGGAAAGAGCUGUGCUUAAAAAUGAUUCUCAUACCUUCCAAACAUCACCCAAAUCUAGUGGCACUCCUUCAAAUUCAUCAGAGACACAUGAGGCAUCAUGUCUCCCCAAAGUUAUAUUUGAUAAUUCUUUCACUGGCCUGUCUCCAAGCGGUAGAUCUCAUGACGAUAAAGAUGAGUUGCUAUUGCCAGAGUUUAAUGAGCUUCUGAAGGAAUUCGAUUUGGCCGCCACAAAGGCUGGUAUUUCUCCAAGGAAAGAUGUAGAAACGCCAACGCCAAAUGCAGGAACACCCAGAGGAUAUACAUGUGAUGAAAGGGAAGACCACGAACAAGAGAUUAAGAACCUUACGAACAUGGUUAAAAUUCUUAAAGAGAGGGAGAGGAACCUUGAAAUCCAAUUGCUCGAGUAUUAUGGUCUUAAAGAGCAAGAAACUGCUGUCAUGGAACUCCAGAACAGAUUGAAGAUAAACAAUAUGGAGGCUAAACUUUUCAGUCUAAAAAUUGAGUCCUUGCAGGCAGAUAAUAGGAGAUUAGAGGUGCAAGUGGCCGAUUAUGCAAAAGUAGUGGCAGAGCUUGAAGCUGUGAAAGCAAAAAUAAAGAUUCUCAAGAAGAAGCUUAGGUCUGAAGCUGAACAAAACAAGGAACAGAUCUUAACCCUUCAACAAAGAGUCAUGAAGCUGCAGGACCAGGAAAACAAUGCUGUUGCAGGUGAUCCGGCAGUUAGUUUAAAGCUUCAAAGACUAAAGGAUUUGGAGGAGGAGGCGGAGGAAUUGCGGAAGUCUAAUUAUAGCUUGAGGCUUCAAAAUUCUGAUUUGGCUCAGAGGUUGGAGAAUGUUCAAAUUCUUGCAACUUCUGUUUUGGAAGAUGAAGGGACAGAAGCAUUAAAGGAGGAAACCCGCUGCUUAAGACAACGGCAUGAAGAUUUAACAAAGGAGAUUGAGCGACUCCAAGUUGAUCGGUGCUCUGAUGUUGAAGAAUUAGUCUAUCUCAGAUGGAUAAAUGCUUGCUUACGAUAUGAGCUGAGAAAUUAUCAGCCCGAUCAGGGCAAAACAAUUGCUAGGGACCUCAGUAAAACAUUAAGCCCCAAGUCAGAAGAGAAAGCCAAGCAGCUAAUUCUUGAAUAUGCAAAUAAAGAAGGCCAGGGGGAAAAUGGGAUAAAUAUUGUGGAUUUUGAUUAUGACCGGUGGUCAUCUUCCCAAGCUUCGUAUCUUACAGAUUCCGGUGAGUUAGAUGAUUCUUCUAUUGAUAACUCAUCAGCUAACAAAACCAACACUUCAAGCAAAACAAAAGUUUUCAGUAAGCUCAUGAGAUUAUUAAAAGGAAAGGAAGGUCAUCAUCAUAGUCGGGGUUCAUCUCUGGAAACAACUGCCUGUGUAGAAGAUACAGUAGGAUUGUAUUAUAGUGGCUCUCCAGGGCGCAAUUCUGGUGCUUCGACAGGGAUCGAUGCUGGAACUGAUGGGGGUCAUAAUAGAUUGAGAACUUCAUCCCGGGGUUCAUCUAGAUCUUCUAUGGAUCUCCAAAGAGCAAUGAUUGUAAAAGUGGCAGAUAGCAAUGACUUGGAAGGUGUACUUCAGAGAAACAGUGAUGCGGGGUCAUCAUUUGUUUAUAGAAGAAUCGAUUCCAUUGCAGAAAAUAUUAGUGAUUCGCCCCAAAAAAACCAUCUUCAUGAUCAAGAACAAGAAAACGCUGAGAAAUCUGAAUUGUUGAAGUAUGCAGAAGUUUUGAAGGGUUCUCGUGGUAAAAAAUCAUUUCACAGGAGAUCAGUAUCAUUUAGUUCCUUCUAACAAUUCAUAGCUUCACAGGUUUGUAAUCUCAUAUAUCUGAUUGUAUCUAAGUUGGUAGUUACUCCAUUAUCCUCUUUGUUGAUAGAGAAUGGGGUCAGAAUGUGGUGUGCCUCCAUAAAUGGCCCCACAGUCAGUUAUAAGAUCACCAUAAUUGUUUAGGUUUUCUAGUGAUUGUCCUAUGUAAAGCAUAAACUGUUAGAAAGCUAGUUUGUAAACAUAAGGAAGCACUAUAAAUGGAUAUGAGAGUUUUUGAGUUCCUCUGU